Messenger RNA from Coccidioides posadasii C735 delta SOWgp, 1904 nucleotides. RefSeq lists its product as uncharacterized. Gene Ontology annotation, cellular component: nuclear pore; cytoplasm; nuclear pore cytoplasmic filaments. Lineage: Eukaryota; Fungi; Ascomycota; Eurotiomycetes; Onygenales; Onygenaceae. Gene Ontology annotation, biological process: poly(A)+ mRNA export from nucleus. The record is from RefSeq and is a predicted model, not a curated record. Gene Ontology annotation, molecular function: phospholipid binding; translation initiation factor binding; inositol hexakisphosphate binding.
AUGGCUCGCACCAAAGGGCUGCUGGACAGUCCUUCCAAGCAGCUGAUGCAGGACCUCAUCAGAGACCUCGAGCAAGUGCGUCUACAUAAUUCGGAGCUCAAGAGGGUUAAACAGUACGAGCGACGAUCAUUCUACGAACGCCUCGACCAAAUUGAUCGCGAGAGGGAAGAAGUCCACAAUGCAGCUUUGAGUGCCGCCGCCGCUAAACGGGACCAGUUACGACGAGAGGCGGAGGAAACAUUACACCAGCAUCUACGAGCCGCCGAAGAAGAGCGUAGACGCAAAGAAGAGGAGGAGCGGAGGAGGAAAGAAAAAAUUGAACGUGAGAAAGCUGAAAAGGAGCGUCGUGAACGGGAAGAGGCCGCUCGACGGGAGGCUGAGAGGAAAGCGAGGGAAGAGCAGAGGAGACGACAGGCCGAAGAAACUGAACGCAUUCGGAAAGCUAAGGAAGAAGCGGAGAAGAAAGCCCGUGAGGAACGUGAGGAACGUGAGCGUCUGGAACAAGAGAAGAAGAAACAGGAGGAAGAGAGGCUGAAGGUACAGAAGGAGCAGGAGAAAAAGGUCGCAGAGCAAAAGAGACCGGAAAUUCGAGAAUUUCUCGGUGAAACCCGGCGCACACCGCAAGAGGUGACUGAGCACAAACGAUACCUCGAAUUACACAAACACCUUAAGCAGUUCAGAAAGUACAUGGUCGACGAGACCAAGAAGAACCCGGUUCUUAAGCAGCAUAUGGGAGACAUGCGCCGAACAAUCAAAAAAUGUGUCGGCCAGCUGUUAACCAACGAUACAGCGGCCAACAGAACUCCAACCAACGAGAUUGUCACCAUCCUCAAGAAAGCUUCGGCCCUACAAGAACCCUCCAUCGACAUUCGCCAAUUUAUCGCCUUCCCACCACCUCACGUUGUGAACGAAGAGAGCAAGGUUCCCGCGCUACUAAUAUACCUUCUCAAUAUAUUUGCUAAGGCAAUAAUAGCCCAACUAGUGGCCGAAGCUGGCGUAACGCCGAAAUGUGCCGGUCCCCUUGGAGUCCUCACUGCCCAAGUCUUUUCUAUGGACGCAUUCGUCUACAAAGGUUGCUCCAUGAUCGACAUCCUGCUCGCGAAGUAUCACGUCGUAUGCCCCGUCCUCUGGGGCUUCUACGGCAGCGAAUCCACCCAGACAGGUAAAACAGCACUAGGUUGGUGGCGAGACGAACCAGACGGGCCUUUCGUCUCCCGACAGGUCCACGAGGAACGCAUGAUCGGCCUCGGAGCCGGAUUCGCAGCGAUAUCCCUCCGAGACUUUUCCAAAACUUCUCGCCAAAACCCGCUACCGAACACACACUUUUGGAAAGCACUUUCAAUCAUUGUUAACGUUCCUCCAGAGGAAAUUCAGGAUACCCAUCUGACGGUGUUAGGUGCGAUGUUGAAGUUUUCUGCGCAGAGGGUUGUUGGAUUUUGGGGUGAUUUGGGUCUUUUGGCAUUGAGACAUGCAAUCGUGACGUUCCCGUCAUCGCUCUCGAAAAAGUCGAGCGCAAGGUCGUCGGUGGAGAUCUUGAGAGACCUCUACGCGCGAGAACAUUGCAUUCUUAUUUGAAAGAUUGAAGCUAACUAAGUUGCGGCAAUCUAUUCCAGCUACCUACCACAUUAUUUGAAAUGUGAUACCCUUGGAAACGGGCCGACGAAUGAGUCUGGGCUGGCCUGUGGUAUGAAUAGUUUUUGUGUACGAUCCAUCUAUGGCAUCUGACGGCCUUCGAUUUGGGUAAUGUAAGAAAAAUCGGCUGGAUUGGGAGAUCCGCGAAUGGCGCUAAUGUGCAUCGCCCUAUGUGACGUUGCCAAAGCUGCACGUAUGGAUAUUACGAUACAUUAUUCCCAAAGCAUAUAAACGAAAUCUAGAUAGUAUCGCAUCAGGGAAAUACUUGUUGA